Messenger RNA from Phytophthora sojae, 2203 nucleotides. RefSeq lists its product as hypothetical. Bases 1 to 1950 code for a protein of 649 amino acids. Gene Ontology annotation, biological process: mRNA processing; regulation of RNA splicing. The transcript has 6 exons. Gene Ontology annotation, cellular component: nucleus. The record is from RefSeq and is a predicted model, not a curated record. Lineage: Eukaryota; Oomycota; Peronosporomycetes; Peronosporales; Peronosporaceae. Gene Ontology annotation, molecular function: mRNA binding.
AUGAAGCGCCAAUACGACGGCGGAGACGACUUCGACCCGUCCAAGCGCCAGCGCAGCUCGCAGCCGGCAUCGCGGGUUGUGUUCGUGUGCGGACUACCCGCCGACUGCCUGGAGAGUGAACUACUCGCGCUCUGCUGUCCGUUUGCAGUAGUGGAGAAGAGUCUCAUGAUCCCGCAAAAGCGCCAAGCAUUCGUGCAACUUCCCGACGUGACCUCGGCUGUCAACCUCGUCACCUUUUACCAGACCCGUGACGCGCUUAUCCGUGGCAAAAAGAUCUUCUUCGAGUUCAGCAACCGCAAUGAGAUCACUGUACGCUCGGACAAUGACGCUUCUUCCUACCAGCAGCAGCCGCCGCCGCAAAGAGCUACUGCAUACCAACAGCCUCCACCAAUGCAGUAUGCACCCCGCCAAGAUAUGCCCCCAUUCCGUGCAGACGGCGGAGCUCAACCUGGUUUGCUGCCUCAAGAGGGAGGUCGCCGUGGCGUUGGUCCGCCGAAUCAAAUCCUGAUGGUGUCUGUGUCCAAGAUCGAGUACGAUGUCACAGUGGACGUCCUGCAACAGGUUUUCCAGAAGUUUGGCAAUGUUGAGAAGAUCGUCACGUUUUGGAAGGACAACGAGUUCAAGGCACUCGUACAGAUGGAGUCGGUCGAUCAAGCCCAAGCAGCGCAAUCAGCACUUGAUGGACGUGACAUCUACACGGGUUGUAACCAGCUCAGCAUUGUGUUUUCGCGCCACCCGGAGCUCCGUGUGCGCUACAACGACGAUCGAUCGCGUGAUUACACCAACCCCAAUUUGCCCCCAGGUCCUGGUCGUGGUGGUGAAGAUCUUGGCGAAAGCAACCCGGUCAACCCCGCUCCUUCCGAUCGACGAGAGGUGCCAAGAGAUGACGGAUACAAUAACCCACCUCCACGCCGCGAUGAUUACGGUGGGCCUACCGAUGCUCCAAACGCUCGUCGAGACGACAGAUACGUCCCGGAUAUGCGUGACAACCGCGGACCUCCAUCGCGCUAUGAUGAGAGACCUCCGAGCACCGAUAGAUCUCGUGAGCUCCGCGGUGGACGCGAACUGCCGCCCCAUUCAACUGGCCGAGCUAUACGAGGCGACACUCGUCCGUCCCCUGCCUUGAUUUGCAGCAACAUUGACCGCGAACUGGUGAACCCGCAUCGCCUAUUUACACUCUUUGGCUGCUUUGGCGACGUCCUUCGUAUCAAGAUCAUGUUUCGAAAGCGCGAUACCGCGCUGAUCCAGUUCGUGGAUGAUGUUCAUUCUACCUCGGCAUUGGAUCACUUGGAUGGUGUCUACGUUUUCGGCAAAAAGCUACGCGUGGACUAUUCAAAGCAUACGAGUGUGUCGAUGCCGCACGCGGAUGCCGACCGCUUUGAGAUCGAGAACACGCUCGACUUCUCGGGCUCUCCACUUCACCGAUAUCGUCGCCGCAACCCACAAGAAGCCGUUUCUCCCUGCCCCCUGCUCCACAUCUCUGGCAUUCCGAUGGAGCUGCAGCGCAACCAGAACGCACUCGUGGAUCUCUUUGCGCAAUACGGCUUCGUCAAGAACUUCCACUACUUGCAGAACAACCACAAGAUGGCUCUGAUUGAGAUGGGCUCGAUGGACGAGGCGAUCAUGGCGCUCCUCCAGCUCGACAAUAUGGCGUACCCGGACUCGCACAUGCGCAUAUCCUUUUCCAAAGCGUACUCGUUGUCCGCUGGCGCUGCCCCUGGUCCUGCUCCUGGUCCUAUGCCUGGCCCUGGAGCGAAUUCAGGUGGAUGGAAUCCACCGAUGCAAUCUCGCUCCAGGGAUCGAAGCCGUGAUCGCAGCCGCAACCGCGAGAGAGCCCCCCCUCCUGGAGGCGAUCGUGACCGAUCGUUCCGGGACCGAGGCCCACCACCGCAGCGAGGACGCGACUACCAGCCGCGAGACAACUCGCGUCGCCCUCCGCCACGCUAUUGAUCGCGCAUGCCUUUCAGCACUUGAAAGGAUCUUGCACUUGCAAGAUGCUUGUGCCGCUUUCACGCCUUCACUCCCCGCUGCAUCUCUCUUCAAUGAGCUUGGCUGCUCUAAGACUUACAACUGCGGUAGCUGUCUACAUUUCUGGCUGGUUUCUUUGCCCUGGUUGACAACAAGGAUGCUGCCCUCAGCACGGUUUUGCUCUGCAUUAUGUCAUGCUAAAGUUUCCAGCACGUGAUAAUAGACGUUCAAAACG